This is a messenger RNA of Vicia villosa (hairy vetch), 1500 nucleotides long. RefSeq names its product 26.5 kDa heat shock protein, mitochondrial. Gene Ontology annotation, biological process: response to heat. The record is from RefSeq and is a predicted model, not a curated record. The transcript has 2 exons. NCBI's taxonomy places the organism in Eukaryota, Viridiplantae, Streptophyta, Magnoliopsida, Fabales, Fabaceae. Bases 637 to 1353 code for a protein of 238 amino acids.
AACUUUAUCUCAAAUGAAUAUUUAAGUUCAUUAUAGAUAUAAUUAGAAAAUUCAGAAACAAUAUUAUUAUGUACUUAAAAAUUAAGACAAUAUAGGAUCUAUGAAUCACAACUGCAAUGUGUUUAUAUAUUUGAAAUGGUAUGAAUUUUCAUUUUUAACAUAAAAAAUGUGUUUGACUAAACUAUUUGACAAUUCACUUGAAGUAAUUAGUGACUGAAAGUUUGCUCUUAAGUGAGAUGUUACAUCUGCGCUUAUCUGCACAAAAUCAAUUGAGCUGGUUUAACUAGACAGCACAUAAUCUUCAUUUCAUUUUUUUGUUGAAAUUUAAAUCUAUAUUAUAUAUUUUAAAAGAAGCCUUAAUUUGAGUGAGGCCCAACAUUCUAAAGUCUAGCAUGAGGCCCAUAAAAAAAGAUGUGUAGAAGAUGCUCAAAGCUUCAUGUAUUGAUUAUGCUUUACCACUCUAGAACACUCUUUGAAUCGCAUCAUCAUAGCCAAUGUAACACUGCAUUUUCUCGAAUCUAUUAGACACUUCUCUAAGCAUCCAACAUAUCCUUAUUUAAGGUGUCUCAACUCCUUUAAUUAUUACAAGUAGCAAACAAAACAUAAAAAGAAGUUAAACAUUAAGGUAAAUAGAAAAUGGCUUUGGCACGUUUGGUUAUGAAAAAUUUAGAGCAAAGGGCAUUAUCAUCUGGAGGAGGUUCCUUGCAGAAGCAAUAUCAAUACAAGAGGUUGAGUGAUAAAAUUAAUAAUAAUGAAAAGUUGGUUGCAAGGUUUUCAAGUGGUGUUGGUGAUAAGGUGAAAUCUGAAGGAAGUAGUGAAGUGGCUGUCUCAGAAGGUAAUAAUAAUAGUAAGAAGUCAAGGUUGCUACCAAAGAGGAGAGGUAGAAGAUGGCUUUCUAGAAACCUUGAUCGUGACUUCUCUCCUACUCCUUUUGGGUUAUUUCCACCAAGUCUUGGAAAUGCACUAAUGCAAGCGACUGAAAACAUGAACAAACUAUUUGAAAACAUGAAUUUGACACCAUGGUCGUUAACCGGACGAGUCAGAGAAAGUGACAACCAUUACAAACUAAAGUAUGACAUGCCAGGAAUUCCUAAAGAGAAUGUGAACAUCACAAUUGGUGAUGGAGUUUUAACAAUAAAAGGAGAACACAAAGAAGAAAAAGGUGAUGAUGAUGAUGAUGAUGAUAAUAAUGAGUAUUGGUCAUCUUAUGGUUAUUAUAAUACUAGUAUGGUUUUGCCUGAUGAUGCUAAGGUUGAUGAAAUUAAGGCUGAGUUGAAAGAUGGUGUUUUGGUUGUUACCAUUCCUAGGAGUGAGAAGGUUAAGGAAGAUGUUAAGCAUGUGAAUGUAGAAUGAUGAAGGUGAAGGGGAUUGUGUAGAGUGAGGUGAAGUUGUAAUGGAUUUGUGAUGUUUGUGACUUGGGAGUUUAUGACAUUAUAUAUUACUUGCAGGGUGUGUAGUUUUGAACAUCAUGAAGAAAUAAAGUUUCUUACUUAUGUUAAA